Messenger RNA from Zychaea mexicana, 1238 nucleotides. RefSeq lists its product as uncharacterized. The transcript has 4 exons. The coding region runs from base 162 to 1070 and encodes 302 amino acids. The record is from RefSeq and is a predicted model, not a curated record. Lineage: Eukaryota; Fungi; Mucoromycota; Mucoromycetes; Mucorales; Lichtheimiaceae.
CAGACGCACCAACCAAAGAGAGACGCAAACAAAAUGUAGAGUUUUUCCCGCUUUAAUCAUAAAAUCAUGUACUGGCUAGUUUCUUUCCAAAGAUACAUUUUCUUUCCGACCCUUGUUUCCCUUUUUACUUUUUGGCUUAUUAAGAAUCUGCAAAACAUAUCAUGAGUGGUGCCACAGCCGAGUUUGCUGCCGCACUGGGCUUACCACUGACAACUGAAGAGCCAGCAACCCCAGGUCUCGAGGAAAAAGUACUGGAAUUAAAUCAAAUCAAAGAAGAGGAUGUAGCGAUCCAAGAAGCCAUUAUCGAACCCAAACCCGAGCCGAACAAGUCGCUAGCCGAAGAAGACGAGGAAGGCUUUGUUGAUGAGGAAUUGUCACGGAUAACAGAAAGCAAUCGACACAUUCCUUACAUCGAUCCAUUAGUGCGGCAGCGAAGCGCGUCUUUGAAACGGCGGAACCUGCUAGUCUUCACGGAUCCACCCGUAACAGAACGCAAACGCGAUCGGAUUAUUGUUACCAGUCGUUAUGGUGUAGUAAACGACUCACCGCGGAAACGGCGGUUGUAUCUAGCUGCGUGCGACUUCAGUGAAGAAAGUCUUUAUGCGCUGGAAUGGGCUAUGGGUACGAUGAUGCGAGAUGGAGAUAGUUUGUAUGUCUUGACGGUUGUGAAUCGCGAGGAUAAUCCGGAUACUGUUAAAGCUGCCGGUUUAUCAGUGGCCAAGGAGUUGGAGAAAGCGUCAGAGACCCUGACGAAAGAAGCAAGGAAAAUAUUAAAUCAGAUGCUGCUUUUUGAUAUUACGCUCAUCACAUGUGCUGCCGUUGGACGAGUUAAGGAUGUUUUAACCACUCAGAUUCAACAGUUGCCGUUGACAAUGGUAGUAUGUGGUAGCAAGGGUCGAGGAACAGUCAAAGGACUUCUAAUGGGCUCUAUCUCCACAUAUCUUGUGCAUAUUUCCCCAGUACCCGUCUCCGUAAUACGGCUACAAAACAAAAAGAAAAACGAGAGAAAGAAACCUGUAAAGGCACCGCCACUUAGUGAGAGUAUGUACAAUUUCUUGUUUAUUUUGUAAAGGGAGCCGGAGGGCGGGGAAUCAUCAUCAUACUAUGGCAUUUUAUAUAUAAUCUGUACGCUAAUCCUUAUACUUUCUUACUAGGUGGGAAAACAGGGAAAAUUGCAUUUAAUGAGCCAAGCAAGAAGGAGUAGUAUGCAUUUUUGUUUUGUUGCAAGUCAUCCUACA